Messenger RNA from Bombus impatiens (common eastern bumble bee), 3593 nucleotides. RefSeq lists its product as uncharacterized. The record is from RefSeq and is a predicted model, not a curated record. Lineage: Eukaryota; Metazoa; Arthropoda; Insecta; Hymenoptera; Apidae. The transcript is spliced from 6 exons. Gene Ontology annotation, molecular function: acetylcholine receptor regulator activity. Bases 941 to 1504 code for a protein of 187 amino acids.
GCACGGCUCAGUAUACUGCGUGGCAGCCUGGACCGCAGGCGCCUCCAGUCGAGGGCGCGUAGUUCGCGGUUGCGUGUCUGUGCGGACGCACACCAGUGUGCUUCCAACGAAAAGCGCCUGUACCGUGCUUUUUGGGACGCACUCACUUUUCCACCGUGCGCGUAGUUUGUCGCUCGAAACCGACGUCUCGCCUGCGGUUCAAUUCCACGCCAAUCAAUCGAAACUUUGUAUUCGCGAGUCGUCAAAUUCCUACUGGAAGCGAUAAAGGACAUUCGAUAAACAAACGGAAUUAUCGAGAAUCCGUUUCGAAACUUGGUAUCACCUGCGACCCAGCAGCGACUGAUUGCCAGCUCGGCUCGAUUUCAUUCGCGUCUGUCUAAAGAAGAUGGAACUACCUCCGAGUCGGUUUAAAAGACGCGAUUCCAGUGAUCAUGGCGUUGAAACAGUUGCACGAAAUUGAUCGUCAUUGGUCGAGAAUCGAUCGACGGCGACAUUCGUGAAAGUCAUGGGUACUCGUCUCUCAAUCAGGUCGACUGAACGCGGUUGCCCAGCCGUCUGAAUAUCGUCUGUAACGUUUACACGCGGAUGCUGCUGCUGGUUCCGAUUUGUGGUGCACCGACCAGUCGCGCUUGUGUGUGCCGUGUACGCGGAAGAUGUACAACGCAUAGACCGUUGCUGUGAUACGCUGUCCCGCGCGGUUCUUUGCUGUCGCUGCUUCCAAGUGGCUGGUACACGGCGUUUGUGGCCAAAAGAGUAAAGAGAUUAGCGGACAGACAGAAAGACAGGGAGAGGAACAAAGGGAAAGAUAUAGCGUGCUCGGGGAGAGGGAACGGAAGAAGAGAGAAAGAGGGAGCCUGGAGAGAGUAAUGAUCGUGACGACGGUCGUACGGACAAAUGAACACCUCGGCACAGCGUUUGGGAUAUUCCAAAGAUGUGAGGAAUGAUCACGUGGGUGAUGGUCGGGCUGCUCCUGGCUGCGGAAACUUGCGGCAGAAACGUCCUCUCCGGAAACGGAAACGGAAAGGAGGAGUCGAAGCAGAAGGACGGGCUGAAGGGAGUCACGACAGAAGAAGAAGACAUCUACCGUCUAACGUGCUACACUUGCGUCAACGUCAGCGAUAACCAGAUGUGCAACGAAUGGGCGAUAGAUACACCGUGUCCGGCGGGUGGCCGAGACUUUUGCAGAUCGCUGCACAUUUUGGACAGCCGGGGAAAUAGCGUCUUGGUGAGCAAGAGCUGCGUGAGUAGCGCGGAAUGCGGACCUGCCUCGGUCGGUUGCAUCCCAGUGGACACGCAGCAGAUCUGCAUCAGCUGCUGCGAUCUGAGUUACUGCAACAUCGAGUCGCCUACCAACGCCACCAACGCCAUUUUCUCGCGCAAACGGCGCGCCAAAUCGAAGUCGAAACGCAAACGACCCGGUAGAAACGGGGUCGAGGGCAGCCGAUUCUACGGGGGCGGCGCACUCUGGCUCAUGGCCUCACUCUUCUAUGCAUAUCAUUGCUGAGGAAGCAGCACCACGGAAGAAUCUCUAGUUAGAAGACAUCAGCCGUGCACCAGGCAGCUCGGGAAUUAUCCCCCACCGGAGUUACGAUUCGAGAAUAUAAAACGCGUUUUUUCGCAAUCCAUCUAUUUCUUAUCGAACGAAGCGACUCUAGUCCUACUUGUAUACUCUCAUCUCUUCUCGACUGAUAGCAUAUCCUGUCAUUGUUACACCUACACUUUCCAUGUUUCGAACGUUUAGAAAGUCCUCGAGUCCUAAGGAAAAAUUAUUCGUAAAAGUACUCGCGACUCCGUGCUUCUCGAGUCGAAGCUUUGGGAAAAUCUGUGUUCUAUUAAUCAGCUUCCACCGUCUCGUCUCUGUUUUUCGAUGGUGUGAAGUAAAUCGCGAAUCGUGUACUAUUAUCGCGCGAGCGAGUGUUUUUGCGUAAGAUAAGCUAGGGAAAUUAGAAGCCUGUUCGUCUUUCUCUUCGUUGACAGAUUCGAAGAGUACGAACUCGUCUCCCGAAGAGAGAGAGAGAGAGAGAGAUGUCGCCAGGAUCCUCCGGGAGAAUCCUGCGCUGUCUGAAGCAUGUAUAGUUAACGGAGGGCCGUUUUAAAGACUCUCAGUGAUGGAAAAAGGAAUUGUUCUCUUCUCGUAGUAGCGUAGUUGCCUAUGCCUUGUUAGAAAACGAAAAGAAAAAUGAAAAAAUGAAAAUACACACACACACAAGGCGAAACUAAGAUGUAAGUUCGAGUUUACGGAUUAAACUUUCUACAGAGUUGCAGUGCCAAAGCGAGCGAGGAAAAUUCAAAUACCUUCCAUACAGCUGAUUUUACAGGGGCAUUUCAUUUUCGAUCGAGAACAGUCAACGCUGAUAUAUAUUAGGGGGUGAAGAUCCGUAUUGUUUUUCGUGUUUUAAAGGCCCUGAUUCGACACGCGGAAUUUCAUUUCGACUCCUCGAGGUGGAAAAAAGAGCGAGACGCGGGAAGACAAAUGAAACGUUUGCUGCUUGUUCCCUGCUGAUUCAUUCUGAAUUUCAGUACCUGCUGGAGCAACGAUCGAUCGUUGUCCUCAAGGCACUUGCUCACUGAAGCCGCGAAUUCCCCGUACGAUUCACGACCAUGUGUUUCAUUCGACAAAUAAAAUAACAAACCUUUUCUAUUACUUCCUUUCUACGGUUUUUUCGUUCGCGACUCGACGAGUACACCGUCAGACCUAAUUUACUUGGACAUCGAUCUCUCGGUCGAAUGUUUAACUAGUCCUGCGGAACAAUCGAGUUUUUCGUUUUCUUCGAGUCGGAGAAGCGAAUGUUGAUUUACAUGGAAAGUUCUUAAUUAAUUAAGUUGCUCGCGCGCAACUUCAAAGAAAUCGCUAAUUAUGUAUCCGAGGCGAAAAGAAGUUCCUAAUUAUUCCCACGUAAUAAUAUUACUUCUAUCGUAUCAUCUUAUUUUUCCGUAAUAACACUUCUCUUGUGUUAAUAAAGCGUUAAUUAUCCUAAUUGUCAAUUCAUUUGAUAAAACGAGAACGCGAUAGUUUCCUUUAGUUGGAUAUUUGAACCAGCCAGUUUGCAGAAUUUAUGACAAAGAGAAGAAAAUCUGGCGCUAAAAGCGAGAUUAGAUUCGUUCGAAAAUCAAUUUCCACUCGACUCUUAUCGUUCAAUCGUCGAACAGAAGCAAGAACCGUUCAGUUUCCGUGGAUAUCGGGUUUCUUAAGAAAAGCUGAGAAAAAAAAAGAAAGAGAAAACAUUGGAAUAUCGCGGCACGCUAGCAAAUCGUGGAGUUUGCUCUUGCCCGCAGUUUGACAAAUAGAUAUGCAAAUCAUAAAUUAUGCGAACGGGACGUACGCGGGAUUUGAAUUAUCGAUAAACUGGAAUUACGCGUACCUAAAAGCUGUUUACAUACCUACAAACUCGCCUACUACAGACUAUUUACUGCUAUUACAAUUAUUAACAAUUAUACACAUAAAUAAAUAAAUAAAUAAAUAAAUAUAUAAAUGAAUAAAUGAAUAUAUAUUAUGAUAUAGAAAUUAUACAUUGUUUCGGCAUGAAGAUGUAAGAAUACUGUUGGUAAUGAAAUAAAGAAGACUAUAAUUGUCAGACUGUCACACAAUGGAA